This is a messenger RNA of Spodoptera littoralis (African cotton leafworm), 837 nucleotides long. NCBI's taxonomy places the organism in Eukaryota, Metazoa, Arthropoda, Insecta, Lepidoptera, Noctuidae. The record is from the annotation of a GenBank genome assembly.
AUGCCAACCGUGUCAGAUAUAACAGGAAACAACGUGUAUCCACCGACGAUGGCAUCAGACCAGGAGUCAUGUUCUGAUGAGGAGCCUGACAGUGAGAUGUUGAGUGACGACCUGUGUCUACCUGACAGCGAUGAUGAGAGACAGUCCACCAGGAACAUUCAAAGUCUACCAGAAGACAUGCCCUCAAUAAACUCCUGUCUUCUCCGUCCCCCUCGGAAGCUGUUCACCAACUGCCGUGAGAGGUGGAGGCAGCAGAAUGUGAGCGGUGCCUUCGCAGAACUAAGGAGGUUGGUGCCCACGCACCCGCCUGACAAGAAGCUGUCCAAGAAUGAAAUACUGCGGAUGGCUAUUAGGUACAUCGGUCUUCUCUGCGAAGUUCUUGAAUGGCAAAAGUCCCACGGACUAUCAAUGAACAAAGAAAACUCAGCGAGUCUCGCGAUUAAAUGCGAAUCCCCUCUGAGUCCACAAUCCAGGAGGCUUCGGCUCAAAAGACCAUACUUUAGCGAAGACGACUGCCCGAGAGCGAAAAUCUUCCACGAGACCAAUGAAUACCAGAGGUAUGGUAAUGAAGAAAACGAAGAAGUAAAGAGAGGGUAUCAGAGACCCAUCGUCAAUAGAACAGAAUUCUACUUCGGGAAGGAACACUUGAGAGUUUUACGGAAUCAGUUCUACUUCCCUCCAAGAUGGCGACAAAAUAUGCCGUUCAGGAACCUGGCGGAUCGUAAUGGAAAUAAUUUAUUGAUGAUAGCACCAGCACAAAAUGGGAAAGAAGACCAUGAUGGGAAGUUGCAGAAUGGCCAUGGGAGUAAAGAGAAAAGUGAUAAGGAUAACAAAUAA